AUGGGGGAGACAGAAGGCAGCCCUAAUAUCCUCAGAAGAGCGCCCACAAGGAGAAACAAGCUUGACCUCUAUGCCAUCAUCAAGUUCCCCCUGACCACUGAGUCGGCCUUGAAUAAGAGAGAAGACAACAGCACACCUGUGUUCAUUGUGGAGGUCAAGGCCAACGAGCACCAGAUCGAUCAGGAUGUGAAGAAGCUCUAUGACAUUGACGUGGCCAAGGUCAACACCCUGUUAAGGCCUGAUGGAGAGAAGAAAGCGUAUGUUCACCUGGCUCCUGACUAUGAUGCUUUGGAUGUUGCCAACAAAAUUGAGAUCAUCUAA
This is a messenger RNA of Balaenoptera acutorostrata (minke whale), 321 nucleotides long. Its product is annotated as 60S ribosomal protein L23a-like. Gene Ontology annotation, cellular component: ribosome; cytosolic large ribosomal subunit. The transcript is spliced from 2 exons. Lineage: Eukaryota; Metazoa; Chordata; Mammalia; Artiodactyla; Balaenopteridae. The record is from RefSeq and is a predicted model, not a curated record. The coding region runs from base 1 to 321 and encodes 106 amino acids. Gene Ontology annotation, biological process: translation; ribosomal large subunit assembly. Gene Ontology annotation, molecular function: structural constituent of ribosome.